UAUGUGUGUGUGUAAAAAAAUGUUUGUGUAGUAAAAUGUGUUGUCCAAUCGAAAUCUUGGAUCUUUAAAAAGACUUUAAAACCCUCCUCUCCUCCUCAUAAAGACUCCAUUAGUUAACGCAAAACCGCAAACUUGCAUUAGUUCGCAAACAGUUCACAAAACAUCGUUAUUAUAUAUUCUAACAACAACGUGCUCUUAAAAAAUUCUCAUAAUCAAUGUAUUCAACGUGGACAAUUACAACAGAAAAAAUUAAAAAACUCAACAUGCUUUGUCAAGUGUUGAUGUAGUAAAUAAUAAAAUACUAUUGAACAUCAUUAAAAACAAUAUUAUAUUGUUCACAACAAGCUGCUAUUGCCAAUUUUAUUAAUUAGCAACAUUCAACAGAGAAUACACUUGCUUGUAGAGAACACAAGCACCGCGUGGAAGCUAGAAAAGAAGAAAUUAAAAAAAAUCAAUUUCCCAAGACGUGACCAAAAAACAGGAAACUAAAAAUAUAAUGGAGCAAAAACGUGUCUACAAGGUCGUUUUGACUGGAGGACCAUGUGGAGGCAAGACAACUGGUCAAACACGUCUAUGUACGUUUUUUGAAAACAUGGGCUGGAAGGUGUUCCGUGUUCCCGAAACAGCGACCGUGCUGCUCAGUGGUGGCAUAAAGUUCAGUGACCUUACAGAAGCCGAGGCUUAUAAAUUUCAAGAAAAUUUAUUAAGAACAAUGAUACAAAUUGAAAAUACAUUUUUUCAAUUGGGUGAAACUUGCAGUAGAAAUUGUCUUAUUAUUUGUGAUCGUGGUGCAAUGGAUGCAUCAGCAUUUAUUUCAAAGGAUAAAUGGGAUCAAAUGAUGUCAACAAAUGGUUGGAAUAAUGUUGAUUUACGUGAUACUCGUUACAAUCAAAUAAUACAUAUGGUAUCAGCAGUAAAUGGUGCUGAAGAAUUUUAUUCAACUGAAGAUCAUGCAUGUCGUUCUGAGGGUAUUGAACUUGCUCGUGAACUCGACUAUAAAGCAGCAGCAGCAUGGGUUGGUCAUCCUUAUUUUGAUGUUAUUGAUAAUUCACAAGAUUUUGAAUCAAAAAUAUGUCGUAUGAUUGAAUGUAUAUGUCAAAAACUUGGCAUUGAUACUGGUGAUCGUUUACGUGCCAGUAGUCGCAAGGUUAAAUUUCUUGUUAAAGGACCAUUACCACCAGACAGUGAAUUUCCUCCAUUUCAAGAUUUUGAUGUUGUACAUCAUUAUUUAGAAAGUAAAUCAUCAAGUCAACAAGCAAGAUUACGUAAACGUGGACAAAAAGGUCAUUGGUCUUAUAUUCAUACAAUAAGACGUCCAAAAAUGUGUGGACAAGUUGUUGAAGUUAAAACACAAAUUAAUCAUAGAGAUUAUUUAAAUAUUGUAUCAUCACGUGAUGAUUCACAUUUUACAAUAUUUAAAAAACGUAGAUGUUUUUUAAUUAAUAAUCAAUAUUUUCAACUUGAUAUUUACAGAGAACCAGCACAUCCAAGAUGUCGUGGACUUAUGCUAUUGGAAACUUAUACAGCUUUGUAUAAUGAUGAUUUAAAAAAUAUACUUCCAAGUUUUUUGUCAAUUGAAAAAGAUGUUACUGGUAAUCCAGAUUACAGUAUGUUUAAUUUAAGUCUUCGAGAAGAAUGGCACACCAGAGACAGUAAAUAUUGUCAUAAUUUUAAUCGUAUAAAUGGUACACCAAUUGAUUUAAAUGAAAAAAUUAAUGGAACAACUGAUGAUACAAUUAAUAAUAAAAAAUCCAUGACAAAUGGUAUUAAUGGUAAUGCAAAAAAUGAUUGUGUUAAUGAUAAAAUACACAAUGGUAUCAAUGGUAUAAAUGGUUAUAAAAAAUCACAUGAUACAAAUGGUAAUGAUAUUAAUGGUGAUGAUUCUCAAUGUAAAAAUGGAAUAUGCGAUAAUAAUAUGAUAAAUAAGGCUGAUGAUAAUGGUAUUAUCAAUGGCAAAAAAUUCAACAAUAAUAUUCUUAAAAUUUAAUUGACAAAAAAAAAUAUUUAAAUUUAUUAUUGUCAUUAAUUAAUAACAGUUAAAAUUAUUAUUAGACGAGUAGAUGAAUAUUAUUCAUGUAAUUACAAAAUUUUAUUCUUUAACAAUCAUCAUUAAAUUUAUUAAAAAUCAUGUGUACUUAAAGGAUUGAUUAAUACUCAAUGCCUAUUACAAUUUUAAAUUUGUUUUUGUCGAAAUUUUAUGUAAAAAUCUUACGAAUUAAUCUGACCGAAUUAAUAUGAAUAAUUUUUUUGAUUAUUUUACCGAAAGUAUCAAUGGCAUUGUACAGUUCUUUUUGAAUUUUUUUUUUUGAAUUUUUUUUGAAUGCAUUUUUUGAAAAGAAAAUAUAAUAUACUUGAUCAUAAUGAUAAUAUCUAUUAGAAUUUUAAUAAGCAGGGUCUUUCAUGAUGAUGCUAUUAAUUAUAAUUCUAAAAAAUUCUAUAUAACAGUGUAAAUGAAUGAAUGACAUAAAACGAAAUAUCGUCAAGCCUAGUUUGUAAAUAAAACGAAAAUAUAAAUCAACUUGCUCUAAUCAAAUUGUAAAAAAAAAAAAAACAAAUCGUGUAUUCGUGAAACGAAAAAUAGUUGUGUUUAAUGACAUGACAAAUGACAUAAAAAAAAAGAAACAAAACAAUUAAUUUAACAGUAAUUUUAUCCUCAAAAAAUCAGCUAUUUCAUCAACACAAUAAAAAAAAAAAAACAACAACAAUUGUAUUUUGAAAACUUAUAUGUUUGUAUAAAUUAUUUUUAAAAAUUUUGAGGGUAAAUAUUUAUUUCUACAAUUGAUAAAACAAUAUAAUUUGUAUAAAAUAAAAAUUAAUUAACUCAUUUUAUUCAAAUAAACAAAACAAAUAAUUCUAAAAUAUUAUUAUACUGUAUAAAAAAUAUUUUCAAUUUAAUUAUAUAUUAACAUUCGAGACUCUUCUGUAAAAAAAAAAAUGUCAAAUUAUUUUUGCUACUAAAAACAAAACUGAAUAUAAUAAUAAUAAUAAUUAAAACAAUUACGAUAAAUGUAAUAUUUCAAAGAAAAAAAAAAAUCAUAAAUAUGGGCACAAAAAAAAAAACAAACAUUGACUGACAUUUUCUUUCAAAUUUAAAUAAUAAUUUAUAACAAUUAAAAAGGAAAAUAUAUAAAUUCAUUUUCACGGAUGCACGAUCGAACGUUCUUUCUUUUGAAAAAAAAAAAAAAAAAAACAAUUAAACAAUUAUUUGUGAAUAACAAUAUUAAAUAUUAAAAAAAAAAAAUUAUAAGAGCAAAAAAAAAAGAAAAGAAUAAAAUAGUAAUUUGCACAUUUCAGAGUGAACAGUUGUUUUUUUUUUUUUUUAAAGAACGUAAAUUCUGCAGGCUCAGAAAAAAAAAAAACAAAUAUUAUCUCCAAAUAAUUUUUAAUAAUAUUACUAGUACUUAAAAGUGGUAUUUUUUGAAAAAAAGAAUUAGUAAUCAUGUAAAUAAUUUUUAAUACCAUUAAUUUUAUAUUAUUUUUUUAAAAACUUGAUUAUUUUCUUGUUUUAGUUUUUUCUUUAUACAACAUUUGCUUGAUUUUUUUUUUAAAUUCUUUUUUUUUUUUCAUUUAAAAUUUAUAAUUGCGUCGUUUUUCCGACUACAAAUGACUGUGAUUGCUUUUCAUUGUGUUUACCUCAUUACCGGAAUAAAAAACUAAAUUAUUUUCUAAAAGAAAAAAAAUGGAUUUUGCCUUUGAACCGAGACAAAGUGCUUGUUAUAAAAAUAAUACAAAUGCAAAAAAAUAAAUAAAAUCACAAGAUAGUAUUGAAAUUAUGUAUGCAAUAAUAAUUAAUUUAUAUUGCACUGAAUUUCAUUUCACACGUA
This is a messenger RNA of Aphidius gifuensis, 3824 nucleotides long. It is a transcript of the gene Ttd14, whose product is annotated as TRPL translocation defect protein 14. The record is from RefSeq and is a predicted model, not a curated record. Lineage: Eukaryota; Metazoa; Arthropoda; Insecta; Hymenoptera; Braconidae. The transcript is spliced from 7 exons. Gene Ontology annotation, biological process: photoreceptor cell maintenance. Bases 497 to 1987 code for a protein of 496 amino acids. Gene Ontology annotation, molecular function: GTP binding; phosphatidic acid binding; phosphatidylinositol binding.